Molecule: messenger RNA, 1115 nt
Organism: Neohortaea acidophila
Lineage: Eukaryota; Fungi; Ascomycota; Dothideomycetes; Mycosphaerellales; Teratosphaeriaceae
Product: translationally-controlled tumor protein
Exons: 3
Coding region: 110-619 (169 amino acids)
Cellular component (GO): cytoplasm
Molecular function (GO): calcium ion binding
Source: RefSeq, a predicted model, not a curated record
UUUUUUUACCACCGUCCACCUCCACUCUUUCGCGCUCCCGCCCAGACCGCUCCAACCAACCUACCCAUCCCUUCGACACUCCAGCUCCCUUGCUCGGAAGCCAUUCAAAAUGAUCAUCUACAAGGACAUCAUUACCGGCGAUGAGCUGAUCUCCGACUCCUACAACCUCAAGGAGAUCGACGGUGUGGUCUACGAGGCUGACUGCACCAAGAUCUCCGUCGGCGGGGAGGCCUUUGACGUCGGCGGGAAUCCCUCGGCCGAAGAGGGGGAUGAGGGUACCGACGAUGCCGCGCAGACUGUCAUUGACGUCGUGCACUCCUUCCGAUUGACGGCGACCAGCUUUGGCAAGAAGGACUACCUCCAACAUCUCAAGGGCUACAUGAAGGCCGUCAAGUCGAAGAUGCAGGAGCGCGGCGCCAGCGAGGACGAGGUCAAGACCUUUGAGAAGGGCGCUCAGACCGUGGCCAAGAAGAUUCAGAGCAAUUUCGGCGACUACGAGUUCUUCAUCGGCGAGUCCAUGGACCCCGACGGAAUGGUUGUCCUCAUGAACUACCGCGAGGAUGGCAUGACCCCAUUCGUUACGAUCUGGAAGCACGGUCUCAAGGAGGAGAAGGUGUAGAGGUGGACCGGGGCCCAUUGAGCAUGAUACAUGGCGUCCAUGAAGCAGCAGCAGCUUUGUUCUGCUUCGUCUCCGAAAAGAGCGGCUCAACAAAUUUACUCUGCUUUGUUUACCAAAUCCAAUUGAGAGAUGAUUUGAUGGCUUUGUGCAUCCAUGAGACAUGACAACUCUGCCCUCAUCCGAUCGGUUUCUCGCCUCUCAUACCGGAUGCCUGCAGGCUGUCGCGUCAGUGACACGCUUGUGCGCCUCAUGCAAGCACUCUCCACGUCAAUGCGCCAAUCAUCACGUGUGGAAGAGUCUCGACUUCAGGCAACACUCGUGCUGGCGCUGCUCGAUGCGGCAAGUGAACGCCCGUGGCGCGGCCCGGCUCACUGCCUUCCCCGUGCCGACCCCAAGCUUUCACUAGCCUCGUCUUGUGCUUCACUCCUGAGGCACACAUAUAUCAAACACCUCCUCCAGAAGUGAAGACUCCCAUUCACUUCCCACUCCGUGAAGC